CACUGGUGGAUUUCCUACAGGGGUUGCUUAUGGCUUGCUGCUUUUGAAUUCAAAAUUUAAAUAGUAGAAGCAAGAUGAAUUGAGUAGAAGAAGCAAGGCACAUUAAUAUGCUUUGAGUAGAAGUAGGUAUGUAUAUUAAAAAAAAACGCUUCGUACGACAGAGAUAUCUAUAUGAACGCAACAAAACUUCGGUAUUCUUUUCUAAAGUACGAAAGAUGCAGAAAACACUUGUUGACUAACUAGAAAGAGAUAAACAGAAAAUAAAUAAUUUUUUGCUCCUCUACACACAAUCAUUCUAUCCCCCUUUGGUCACUUGAUUUGCCAAGGUGAAAAUAAAUAAUUUUCUGCUCCUCUACACACAAUCAUUCUAUCCCUUUUUUGUCAUGUACUAUGCCAAGUUAGGCUAUCUAUUUCGCUGAUGUGAAAUGCUAAUACAUUUACUUUGCAAUUUUUGCUGAUCAACUACCAACUCAAUCGCAGUGGUUCGGUAAACGAAAUAACAAAAGUAUUGAUUUUUUGUUUUUUUCAUACAAGUGAACGCUAUGUCAGGGCCUUUUAAAAGAAAACUAAGAAUCCCAACGAGUUCCAAGGCAAUUAAAAUAACGCUGGAAAGGGACGCGCCACCAUUUGAAAUAGCUAGGGGCACUGCAGCGGCUACCGUGGUGCAUACACCAACAAACUUGGAAACCAUGGUACCAGCUGCCAAUAUAAAACAGACAAAAUACAACGUCGCUGGCUACACGGUUGGCGCACACGCGACUGCGGUUACUACUACACCAUCAACAUCAGCAGCAGCGACAACGUCCGCUGGUCCAGUACGGCUGCCGCGGUCGAAAAUCAAACGAGUUGCGCUUUAUAGUGGUAGUGCUACAAAAAACGAUGAGGGGACAGCGCCAAGCCCGACAGUGCCCCCUCCUAAUAUAGCAAAGGUAGUGGCAGCGUCAGCUGCAGAGGUGACGACGAAAGCAGCGACAGAUGACAACGAUAGCGAUAACGAUGAAUUGCAUAUGCAGAAGAGCGACUCGGACGAAGAUGGGUAUUCGAAUAUCGAUUUUUUCGAUGACAAUUACCAACUUAUUGAAUCCGAUGAAUCCGUAGAUGAAUUCGAUCCAGUUUGGGGCCAUGCCUUAAUGCAGCCCAGCAAAGUUUUUAAUUUUAAUGGAAAAUGUCAAGAAAGCCUUACAGACGACUCCAUAUUUGAAAAUCCAAUUCCUUAUUUUGAUAUGGUGCUUGGGCCGAGGAGAGAGUUCUUCACAAAGUUGGCGAAUAGUUGUAGCACUCGUGCUGCAAAAACAAUCGCAAACAAUUCGGGUUUUCAUAGCUUCACAGCGAAAAAAUUGCAAAUGUUCAUUGGAAUUUGCUUGCAAAUGA
Molecule: messenger RNA, 1371 nt
Organism: Rhagoletis zephyria (snowberry fruit fly)
Lineage: Eukaryota; Metazoa; Arthropoda; Insecta; Diptera; Tephritidae
Source: RefSeq, a predicted model, not a curated record